AGAAAGCUCAAACAACUGUCGUUUCCAUGUUUUUAUUUUGUUACCGUAAGAGCUAGUUAACAGUAACGUUGCUAGUUAGCUAUCUAUAUUUGUUUAGCUUUUCUUAGUUUGGUUUUCAUAUAUUACAUGUUCAUUUUAUUUUGAUCGACUAUGGGGAGGGAUUAUUAUGCGGCAUUGGAGAUAAACAGAAAUGCAACAGAUGCAGACAUAAAAAAAUCGUAAGUUUAGUUACUUUUUUAAAUCUUUGUCUCAAAAUGGCACAAGCUAAAACAAUGUUUACAUACAUUACAUUAGCUAGCCUACUAGAUACGUUUUCAUAAAAACAACAACAAUGCCUAGCUAUAUUUUUUGUCCCUGUAGAUACCGACGACUUGCCUUGAAGUACCAUCCUCACACUAACAGCAAACCGGGUGCUUAUGAAAAAUUCAAUCAACUUGCCGAGGCCUAUGAUGUUUUGAGUGACCGUAAGUAAACUUUACAACAAUCAGCAGUGUAGCCAGUGCUUGGGAAAAGCUUCAGAGACGUCAAGUCACAUAAAAUGAUAGGCCCACAAUAUUUAUUUUUCAGCUCGAAAAAAGGCAACAUAUGACAAGUUUGGAGAAGAGGGUCUGAAAGGAGGUAUCCCACUUGAGUCUGGGGAGAAUAGAGCUUGGACAUCAGCAUACAUCUACCAUGGAAACCCAGACAAGACAUUCAGGCAGUUUUUUGGAGGUGACAACCCAUUCGCAGGUAGGAAAAAGGACAUUCAGUAUUUUCUUUAUAUACGUUUUACUUGUUUGAUUUAUCUAAAUUAUCUCCAUAAUAAUGACAACUCUUCCUGUUCUUGCAUGAUAAUGCUUCCCUCUUCAGACUUCCACACGAAAGAUGGAAAUGAAGUGGCCAUUGGGUUUGGAGGCCUGCGAGGAAGAGGAGUGAAAACACAAGACUCCCCCAUUGAAAGGGACCUUCACUUGGCCUUGGAAGACCUCUUCUAUGGAUGUACCAAAAAGAUAAAAAUAUCUCGUAGGGUAAGAUGGGAUCAUAAUGCCUAAUGAGUGUUGAGAUGUCCCUCAAUCAACAUACCUAUAGGCCUAUAUUGAGUAGUUAAAAAAAGAAAAGCUCAAACUUUAAACAUUGUUAUUCUGUUCAGAUGCUGUACUGCUUACUUCAGGUAACCUACAGUGAGGAACAUAAAACAUUGAGUACAGUAUUUGUAUUGGGACUCUCAAGCAAUUCCCACAGUAUCGGAUUCAGUAUAAAUUUGCUCCACCUCUGAACCAGGUCAUGAAUGAAGAUGGACACACAUCCAGUAUCAAGGACAAAAUACUGACUAUCAUUGUAAAACCGGGAUGGAAUGAAAACACUAGGAUAACAUUCCCAAAGGAGGGUGAUCAGGUAAGAGAAUCGUCAGUGCUUAAAUUACAUCUUGUUGUGCUUUUUAGCUAUGCGUUUUACAGGUGUCAGUUCCCUCGGGCUCAAACCUGCCACAUUAAUGUUUGUACACAUAAACAUCUAGUCGUGCGGGGAGUGUCUGUGUUUCUCUUCUAUAGAUACAACUUAGCCACCAGUGUUGGGGAGUAGUUAACUACAUGUAGUUCAACUAGUAAUUUACUACAUUUUGUGGUAGCUUGGUGGUAGUUGAACACAAUUCAAAUCUAGGUAUUGUUUUCAGUAGGUUAUUACUUUUUUGCCAUGUAGCUAACUACUGGAACUACAUACUACUUUUUUGCAAAAAUAACAUCUUGGCAAUCAUUUCCUUUCUUUUUCGGCAUCAGACCUGCCUGAUUCUCACUUGAAACAUUAUUUGUCUUUAAUAGGCAUUCUGUUAACAUAUGACCCCAAACUGAUCUCUUCUUGCAUCGACGUUGUCUUUGAAAUGUCAGAUAUACAUAUACUUUCACGAAGUAGUUUGGAUGUAGUGAACUACUUUUUCAAAGUAACUUUAGUUAAGUAGACUAUAUUUUUUCUUAAGGGUAGCUUUAGUGUAGUUAACUUUUUCCAGUGUGAAGUAAUUGGUAGCUUGGUAAACUACACUGAACAAAAUAAUAUAAACGCAACAUGUAAAGUGGUGGUCCCAUGUUUCAUGAGCUGAAAUAAAGAUCCCAGAAAUUGUCCAUACGCACAAAAAGCUUAUUUCUCUCAAAUGUUGUGCACAAAUUUGUUUACAUCCCUGUUAGUGAGCAUUUCUCCUUUGCCAAGAAAAUCCAUCCACCUGACAGGUGUGGCAUAUCAAGAGGCUGAUUAAACAGCAUGAUCAUUACACAGGUGCACCUUGUGCUGGGGACAAUAAAAGGCCACUCUAAAAUGUGCAGUUUUGUCACACAACACAAUGCCACAGAUGUCUCAAGUUUUGAGCGAGCGUGCAAUUGGCAUACUGACUGCAGGAAUGUCCACCAGAGCUGUUGCCUGAGAAUUGAAUGUUAAUUCCUCUACCAUAAACCGCCUCCAAAGUCGUUUUAGAGAAUUUGGCAGUAAGUCCAACCGGCCUCACAACCGCAGACCAUGUGUAACCACACCAGCCCAGGACCUCCACAUCCGGCUUCUUCAACUGCGGGAUCGUCUGAGACCAGCCACCUGGACAGCUGACGAAAUUGAGGAGUAUUUCUGUGUGUAAUAAAGUCCUUUUGUGGGGGAAAACUCAUUCUGAUUGGCUGGGCCUGGCUCCCCAGUGGGUGGCCCUGGCUCCCAAGUGGGUGGGCCUAUGGCCUCCCAGGCCCACCCAUGGCUGCACCCCUGCCCAGACAUGUGAAAUCCAUAGAUUAGGGCCUAAUGAAUUUAUUUCAAUUCACUGAUUUCGUUAUAUGAACUGUAACUCAGUAAAAUCUUUGAAAUUGUUGCUUGUUGUGUUUAUAUUUUUGUUCAGUGUACAUAAUAAUAUUAAAUUGUCUUAAGAAGGAAAUAAAUUCCACAAAUUAACUUUUAACAAGGCACACUUGUUAAUUGAAAUGCAUUCCAGGUGACUACUUCAUGAAGCUCGUUGAGAGAAUGCCAAGAGUGUGCAAAGCUGUCAUCAAGGCAAAGGGUGGCUACUUUGAAGAAUCUCAAAUAUAUUUUGAUUUGUUUAACACUUUUUUGGUUACUACAUGAUUCCAUAUGUGUUCUUUCAUAGUUUUGAUGUCUUCACUAUUAGUCUACAAUGUAGAAAAUAGUAAAAAAUAAAGAAAAAUUCUUGAAUGAGUAGGUGUGUCCAAACUUUUGACUGGUACUGUAUAUAAAAUAAAUAAUACAAUAAAAUAACAAUAACGAGGCUAUGUACAGAGGGGUACCGGUACCGAGUCAUUGUGUGGGGGUACAGGUUAGUCGGGGUUAUUGAGGUAAUACGUACAUGUAAGAAGGGAUAAAGUGACUAUGCAUAGAGGGGAUGUAGCUCAGUUGGUAGAGCAUGGCGUUUGCAACGCCAGGUUUGUGGGUUCGAUAAAAUAAUGUAUGCGCUAACUGUAAGUCGCUCUGGAUAAGAGCGUCUGCUAAAUGACUAAAAUGUAAAUGUAAUAAUAAACAGAGUAGCAGCAGUGUCAAAAAACAAGGGGGGGGGGGGGGGGGGGGGGAUCAAUGCAAAUAGUCCAGGUAGUCAUUUGAUGAAUUGUUCAGCAGUCUUAUGGCUUGGGGGUAGAAGCUGUUAAGGAGCCUUUUGGACCUAGACUUGGUGCUCCGGUACCGCUUGCCAUGCGGUAGCAGAGAGAACAGUCUAUGACUUGGGUGGCUGGAGUCUUUGACAAUCAGUCUGACAAAACCCAUUCAUAAACAUCAAUAUCCUCAUUCAUAAACAUUAAUAUCCUGCCAGGCAGAAUUGAAUCUAUAUUUGACCGGCAUUUUAGCUAUCGAUGUGACGUUUGGUGGCGCCUAAUCAGUCAGUUCAGUACCUGCCUGGCUGAGUGGCAGUGUGGGUGGGAUGAGCGAGCUCACCUGGCAACCAGAGCGCAAAACACGUGAGGAAAUAAAACUCGGUAGUCUGCCUGAAAAAUUAAUUCCAAGACCAAUACAUUUUUCUAAUAUCUUUCAUAUUAACAUAUUUGAUCAUUUUCUGUUGUACUCUCAUUUUAAUUCAAGUACUUUUCAAGUACCAACUUGAGAAAAUGUCUGAUUAUCAAGUUAUUCCAGUACUUGAAUUUCAGAGUGCCAAAUUAAAGUAUUUUAAGCACCUCAAGCAACUUGUGGGAACCCUGUUAUGGUAUGGGCAGGCAUAAGCUACAACAACGAACACAAUUGCAUUUUAUCAAUGGCAAUUUGAAUGCACAGAGAGACUGUGACGGGAUCCUGAGGCCCACUGUCGUGCCAUUCACUCGCCGCCAUCACCUCAUGUUUCAGCAUGAUAAUGCAGGAUCCCAUGUCGCAAGGAUCUAUACACAAUUCCAGGAAGCUGAAAAUGUCCCAGUUCUUCCAGACUUGUCACUCACUGAGCAUGUUUGGGAUGCUCUGGAUCGAUGUGUACGACAGCGUGUUCCAGUUCCCGCCAAUAUCCAGCAACUUCGCACAGCUAUUGAAGAGGAGUGGCACAACAUUCCACAGACCACAAUCAACAGCCUGAUUAACUCUAUGCAAAGGAGUUGAGGCAAGUGGCGGUCACACCAGAUACUGACUGGUUUUCUGAUCCACGCCCUACCUUUUUUUAUUUUAAGGAAUCUGUGACCAACAGAUGCAUAUCUGUAUUCCCAGUCAUGUGAAAUCCAUAGAUUAGGGCCUAAUUUAUUUAUUUCAAUUGACUGAUUGCCUUAUAUGAACUGUAACUCAGUAAAAUCUUUGAAGUUGUUGCAUGUUGUGUUUAUAUUUUUGUUCAGUGUACAUUUUCAGAGUACCCUCCCCAACACUUUUUGCCACGUUGUGCUCAUUCAAGUCUUUGACCUGGUUGUUUCCUCCAGGGACCCAACAGUAUUCCUGCAGAUAUUGUGUUCAUUGUGCGGCAGAAGAGUCAUCCCCGGUUUGCAAGGCAACACAAUGACCUGGUCUUUACAGCCCAGAUCUCUCUGGAGAAGGUGAGAAGGUCAAAGUCUGACCCUGGAGGGAAAGUCCAGAGAGAAUGUUUCACUCAAUAGUCUGCUUUGUUUAACUCUCUUCAAAUCCCUGCGAAGUCACCUGGUGCUUUAUCCAGGUCAAAAUGGGUCACUAAAGAAUAAUUUAUUGCAGAUCUACUGUGCAACGAUUGUGUUCUGACUUGGUUAUUAAGCAAGGGCAUUCUGAUACCAGUUGUGGUUUAAUAUUACACUUUAGUUGGCAAAUGUUGAGUAGCAUAUCUAAAUAUGUCUCCCAUGUUGAGUAGAAUAUCUAUAUUUCUUCCCAAAUACUUUAGCCAUCAAAUCUGCAUUGAGAUCUUUCACCCCACAAUUAGUAUAUUCCUCCUCCUCCCACAGGCUUUGACUGGAUUCACUGUUGAUGUGGAGACACUAGAUGACAGGAUACUCAAUAUCCCCAUCAAUGACAUUGUGCAGUGAGUAGUGCUUUUACUAUUACCGUAUGGGUGGUAACUUCUUGACUUUGUUUAUGAUUGUAAGACAAUUUCACUACAUUAGUGUAAUAGAAAUAGAAUGAAUAGAACAGGCAUCCACAUUCAGGUCAAUUAUGGCAUACUGUAUGGACUGGCAGCCAUUGAGUGUACCCAUGCCUAAGACAAUUCCAUGCGGAAGCGUUCAAAAAUAAACAAAUUAAUGAGACCAGUGCCGUUGCUGGAUUCUACAGGAUUAGCAAUGAAAACGUGACCAGCAAUAAAGUGGCUGUAGAUCAUUUUAAAAACGUCUAAAUUAAAGUAAAGCAGUUAUGCGGAAGCUGGUCCCUUGUUGAAGAUUGUCGCAAAAAGUUAUGGGAUAUUUGAAUCCUCUAGUUUUAACCUGUAUAUUUUGAACCUAGACCCAUGCCAGGAAGUAAAAUCAGGCAUUGUACCCUUCAAUCUGUGCUGUAUCGCAUUAGUGGAAACCAAGACUUCUCAGGGCAGGUCUGCCGGUUUUUACUAGAAGUGACUUUUUGUAGCAGGUUAGGAUAAUUAAGUUAAGGGUAAGCUAAAAUGCUAAUUUUCAGGCCUGCCCUGAGAAGUCUUGGUUUCCACUAAUGAAAUGCGGCGUGAUUUGUUGAGUCAACUCAACUGUCUGACAUUACAAAAAAAUGCCAUUCCAUGAGCCACAUCAGUUAUCAUUGAAAUUAACAUUCUACAUUACCAUGGCAAUCCAGAAUUAGUUGAUAGAACAUUCCAAAUUACCAUGGAAAUUGCAUCACAAUACCAGGCAGCCAUUGCGAGUGUACCAGUCAAAUUGCCAGGGUUAGAGCUUCCAAGCCCGUUCCAUUUGUGAUUAGUGGACGCUACUACAGACUCGCAACCACCCUGCUGGUUUUAAGAGACCAUAAAACAGUAUGUGAUCAUGGUUUAGUAAAAUAAUUCUUACAGGACGUCAUUCGUACAUGAUUUGACAAAAGUGCAAGUGAAGGUUCUGAAUGGGAUAUCCCUGUAUGUCAAGAGUUUCAAUGACUUAUGCUAAAAUUCUCACUUCCCCACCCAGUCCCAAAUACAGCAAAGUGGUGUCUGGAGAAGGCAUGCCUCUGUCCCAGGAUCCCCCCCAGAGAGGAGAUCUCAUCAUCCAGUUUGACAUACAUUUCCCUCAAAAGCUCUCAGCCGAGAAGAAACGCCUGAUCAACCAAGCCCUAGCUUUCUGAAUAAAACAGCCAUUAAAUAAAGCCUGAUUUCAAACCUGAUUGGAAA
Molecule: messenger RNA, 6661 nt
Organism: Coregonus sp. 'balchen'
Lineage: Eukaryota; Metazoa; Chordata; Actinopteri; Salmoniformes; Salmonidae
Source: the annotation of a GenBank genome assembly